ACUCCUGUGCCCACAGAUCUGUGCCCUGCUCUUCGCCAGCCUCUACAUCCUCUGCCACUUCAUCAUAACCCACUUCAAGAAGCACACGGAUUUCACAGGAGUUCACGAUGACGAGGAUGCUGCUGUCAACAGGAUUGCGUUGGGGCUCUGUACCUUCACCCUGGCUGUGGCACUGGGUGCCGUCCUCCUCCUGCCCUUCUCCAUCAUCAGCAACGAGGUCCUGCUCUCCUUCCCCCAGAACUACUACAUCCAGUGGCUGAACGGGUCCCUUAUUCAUGGCCUCUGGAAUUUGGUCUUCCUCUUUUCCAAUAUGUCCCUGGUCUUCCUCAUGCCCUUUGCCUACUUUUUCACUGAGUCAGAGGGGUUUGCAGGAUCCAAGAAGGGCAUCAUGGCCAGGGUGUACGAGACGUCGGUGGUGCUGCUGCUGCUGACACUGCUGGUGCUGGGCAUGGUCUGGGUGGCCUCUGCCAUCGUGGGCAACGACGCUGCCAGUCGCCAGUCACUCUAUGAUCUCUGGGAAUAUUAUCUGCCCUACCUCUACUCCUGCAUCUCUCUUUUUGGUGUCCUGCUUCUGCUGUUGUGCACCCCUUUUGGGCUCUCCACCAUGUUCACUGUCACUGGGAAGCUGCUGGUGAAACCUCGGCUCCUGGAAGACCUGGAUGAGCAGCUGAGCUGCACGAGGUUUGAGGAAGCCGCUGUGUCCCACAGGAUCCGCUCUGCAGGCAAAGCUUCCUGCUGGCUGAAUCUGGACAUGGAGAUGCUGCGGGAGCAGUUCUUUGCCAUCCAGAGCAAGAGGCGGAAGCUGGAGCUGCGGCACCGAGCAUCGCCCUGGCAGAGGAACCUGGGCUACCCCCUGGCCAUGCUGGGCCUCCUGGCACUGACUGGCAUCUCUGUGCUCAUUGUCUGCUUCCACGUCCUGGAGCUGCUGCUGGAUGAUGCUGCGAUGCCACGGGGCAUCCAGGAUGCAUCCCUGGGCCAGGUCUCCUUCUCCAUCUUUGGUUCCUUUGGAGCUGCACUGCAGGUUGUCCUCAUUUUCUACCUGAUGGUCUCCUCUGUUGUGGGCUUCUACAGCUCCCCCCUGUUCACUCGCCUGCUGCCAGAGCGGCAGGACACCCCCCUCACCAAGAUCAUCGGGAACUGUGUCUCCCUGCUGGUGCUCAGCUCGGCACUGCCCGUCUUCUCCAGGACACUGGGGAUCACCCGUUUUGACCUCCUGGGGGAUUUUGGCCGAUUCAACUGGUUGGGGAACUUCUACAUUGUCUUCCUGUACAACAUGGGCUUUGCGGGGCUCACCACGCUGUGCCUGGUGAAAAGGGUCUCCUGGGCGGUCCAGGCCGAGCUCAUCCGUGCCUUUGGUCUGCACAAGCUGCCGCUGCCCGUGACGCGCUGCCGGACCCGCAGCAAGCCCUGCUAGGGCUGGGGGACAGGGACGUGUCCCCCCCC
Molecule: messenger RNA, 1443 nt
Organism: Ficedula albicollis (Collared flycatcher)
Lineage: Eukaryota; Metazoa; Chordata; Aves; Passeriformes; Muscicapidae
Gene: LMBR1L
Product: limb development membrane protein 1 like
Exons: 16
Coding region: 311-1414 (367 amino acids)
Biological process (GO): signal transduction; receptor-mediated endocytosis
Molecular function (GO): transmembrane signaling receptor activity
Source: RefSeq, a predicted model, not a curated record